Phytophthora sojae is the source of this 384-nucleotide messenger RNA. RefSeq lists its product as hypothetical. The coding region runs from base 1 to 384 and encodes 127 amino acids. The record is from RefSeq and is a predicted model, not a curated record. NCBI's taxonomy places the organism in Eukaryota, Oomycota, Peronosporomycetes, Peronosporales, Peronosporaceae. The transcript is spliced from 3 exons.
AUGGCGGCUGAGUGGAGGAGUGGGAGAACAGGCUGGACGACAACGAGGCUGCAGCUCGAGCAGGAGAAGGGCGUGACGCAGGACAGCAGGGCGGACGGCCACGGCGGCGGUGGCAUUGCUGGCGGAGGCGGUGCAGGAGAUGGAUUUGACGGAGCUACUCACGGUGAUGCUGGCAGCAGCGUCAGUGCUGGCGGCGUUGGUGUAGGUGAUGGUGUUGGCGGUGAAGUUGGCGCCGGAGCCCGCCCUCGAGACCGGGACGCGCAGCAGCAGGAGGAGCAGGAGCAGGCAUGCGGCUGUGUACGGCGGAAGCAGCAGCAACUCGAUGAGGUGGACGGCGGCGCGCCGGUGCUGCAGGACCGUAGAAGGCCCGCAGACUCUGGAUGA